Molecule: messenger RNA, 681 nt
Organism: Hirsutella rhossiliensis
Lineage: Eukaryota; Fungi; Ascomycota; Sordariomycetes; Hypocreales; Ophiocordycipitaceae
Product: peptidyl-tRNA hydrolase PTH2 domain-containing protein
Exons: 2
Coding region: 1-681 (226 amino acids)
Cellular component (GO): cytosol; mitochondrion
Molecular function (GO): peptidyl-tRNA hydrolase activity
Source: RefSeq, a predicted model, not a curated record
AUGAUGCUGCCCUCGGAGCAGGGGGCCCUGACAGGCGUCAUCCUCACCACGUCGCUCGCCACCUUCAUCACCGGCUUCCUCUUUGGCGUCUACACCUCGCGCGGCUACCUCAUCUCCCCGGCCCUCUCCGACGAGCGCCUGCACAACCUGCGCGACCCUGUCGAGAGCGACGAGAGCGACAUUGACGAGGACGAGUCGCUGCUCGACCACGCCCCUAACUGGGCCAACGGCGAGCAGGCGGACCGCAAGCAGGGCUUGCGCGUCGAGAGCAAAAAGGACAAGCCCCCGCCGCCGCCGACUCUCGGGGGCAACGAGGAGUGCAAGCUCGUCCUGGUGGUGAGGACAGACUUGGGCAUGACCAAGGGCAAAAUCGCCGCCCAGUGCUCCCACGCCACCCUUGCCUGCUUCAAGACGCUCGCCCGCGCCGCCCCCGACUCGCCCCUGGGCAAGAUCCUCGCCCGUUGGGAACAGCGCGGCCAGGCCAAGAUUGCCCUGCAGGUCAAGAGCCAGGACGAGAUGCUCGACCUACGGCGCAAGGCCCGCGCCGCCGGCCUCGUCGCAGAGGUCAUCCAGGAUGCCGGCCGCACGCAGAUUGAUGCGGGCAGCAUGACGGUCCUCGGCGUCGGCCCGGCGCCAAAGAGCGCCGUCGACAAGGUCACGGGGCACCUGAAGCUGCUGUAG